AUGUGUACUUCGCCAAGUGAUUGUAAAACAAUUCCGUGGUUGUUCUUUCGACGUCGAUGUAAAAAAUUUAUAGCAACACAACAAGAGCCAUCACGAUGUUAUUGUGGACGUACAGAAGAAGAACAUUUUGAUAAAGCUAACUCACCGUUAAGAAUUCCAGCUAAAGCAAUCAAAUCGAUUCAACCAAAAUCAAAUUACAAUAAUCUCUAUAUAAAUAGUCAUGAUCAAGAUGAACACGAUCUUGAAAAAUGGAAUGUAUCAAGACAUACGACACUUUAUCCAACUAAUGCAUUUGGAACAAUUGAAUUCGAGGGUACUACUCAUCUAGCCAAGGCUGAAUAUAUUCGCUUGGCGUAUGAUACGAAUCCAUCCCAAAUUGUACAUCUUUUCAAUAAAUACUGGCGUUUGCAAUUACCGAAUUUAAUUGUUUCAAUUCACGGAGGAAUACAAAAUUUUGAUUUACAACCACGUCUUCGACAAGUCUUGAAAACCGGUCUAUUGAAAGCGGCUAAUACAACUGGAGCCUGGAUACUUACAAAUGGGACAAAUACCGGUACUGUUCGACAUGUUGGUGAUGCUCUGUUUGUAAAAUCAAGAACUCGUUCAAAAAUUGUUGUGAUUGGAAUUGCUCCUUGGGGUGUAGUAGAAGGUCGUGAACAAUUAAAAGGAGAAAAUAAAACAGUAUCGUAUCAUUGCAGUGCUGCUGUUACCGGUGAAAAUAAUGCAACAUUGAACAGUUCACAUAGUUGUUUUUUAUUGGUUGACAAUGGUACAGUGGGAAAAUAUGGUGGAGAAAUCGUUUUACGCAAACGAUUGGAAAAAUAUUUAUCACAGCAAAAGAUUGCCUUUCAUGGUCAUUCGAGUAAACAAAAUAUUCCUGUUGUUUGUGUGAUCGUAGAAGGUGGAACAAAUACAAUUCGCACAGUAUUAGAAUAUGUUACAGAAGAGCCACCUGUACCAGUUGUCGUUUGUGAUGGAAGUGGUCGAGCGGCCGAUCUUAUCUCAUUUACUUAUAGACAUGCAGAAGCAGAUGGUACAAUGUCAGUUGAUUUACAAGAUCAAUUAUUACGAGUGAUAAUGAAAGUGUUUUCUUAUAAUCGUCGUCAAGCGGAAAAUGUUUACGUAGAAUUAAUGUUGUGUAUGAGAAAAAAAGAAUAUAUAACGAUUUUUCGAAUUGACGAUGAUGAUAGUGCAGGACAAGAAAUUGAUCAAGCCAUUCUACGUACAUUAUUAAGAAAUCAUAAAGCAAGUGCCUUAGAACAAUUUCGAUUGAUUUUAUCGUGGAAUAGGCCGGAUAUUGCUCAAACAUGUUUAUUAACUAAACGAAAUGAGUGGGUACAAGAAAAUUUAGAAACAGCUAUGUUUGAAGCAUUAUCAGAAGAUAAAGUUGAAUAUGUCAAACUACUAUUAGAAAAUGGUGUAUCGAUGCAAAAAUUUUUAACAUUUGAUCGGUUACAAGCAUUGUACAAUAAUAAAUGUGGUACAACAACAAAUACAUUGGACUUAAUUAUUAAAGAUCUGAGACGACAUCAUGGACGAAAAACAUAUUCACUUUUUGAUAUUGGUCUUGUUAUUGAAAAAUUAAUGGGUCAAGGUUAUCGUUCCGCUUACACUCGUCGAACAUUUCGUCAUUUGUGUGCACGUCAAGCUUCUCGCUAUCGUCAAAAUCAUGAUACGAAUCUGGAUAUUGACUCAAAACAAAAUCCACAAACAUCGACAUCAAAUAUAAUACCUCGAUCGGAUGAUAUACCGAUGACAUCAACAAAAAAAGUAGCAUGUGAUAAUCCAACAUUCGACUCUCCGUACAAUGAUCUAUUAAUAUGGGCUGUAUUGAAUAAACGUCAUUCAAUGGCUUUGUUUUGUUGGGAAAAUGGUGAGGAUGGUUUGGCUAAAGCUCUUAUGGCUUGUCGUCUGAAUAAAUCGCUUGCUCGUGAAGCAGAAGAUGACGAAUUAGAUACAGAGAUUGCCGAAGAAUUUUUGUUACAUGCAGAAGAUUUUCAACAAAGAGCAUUAGCUUUGUUAGAUCAAUGUUACAAAGAGAAUACUGAUAAAGCUGGUCAAUUAUUAACAUAUGAAUUAUAUGAUAAGAACUUUAGUGACUUGAAUUGUUUAGAUUUAGCUGUAUUAGCUUAUAGUCGAGACUUUGUAGCACAUAAAUCUUGUCAACAGUUAUUAUCUGAUUUGUGGAUUGGAGGAAUGAAUGUGAGAAAAUAUUUAAAAUGGAUGGUACUAUUAGCAUUAUUUUGUCCAUUAUUUAUCUUCUUAAUUGAUUUUAAGUCACCUAGAGAAUUAGAAAAAAUGCCACAGACUGAGGAAGAAGCAUAUCUUGAAGAGCAAAAUGAAAUGAGUGAUAGUGAUGAUUCGGUGAGUGAUGAUAGCGAUGAUAGUGAAAACAGUGAUUUACACGAAUUGCAUGAAAGUACAAUUGAUGACGAUGAACAUAGUGCUGAUGAUGAUCGAAAAAAGAAAAGAAAAAAAAAGAAAAAAAGAAGGAAGAGAAAUAGUAACAGUAUACAUAAUGAUGAACAUUCAGCGAGUAAAACUGAGGACGUGACUCUAUUAGUAGCUGGCCAAAAGAAUGAGGCAAAUAUCAUCACUGAUAUAAUAACAACAACAAUUACGGAACCAACGGGAGCAACAAUGAUUACUGUUGAUGAUAAUAAAAUUGGAAGCAGCAAAUCUAAAAAUCGCCGAUGUUUGAAUUUAAUACAAAAUUGGAUUAAUCAGUCAAUAUUCUAUCGAUUUUUUCGUCUGUUGUAUAAUCGUUUUCAAAAAUUAUUUAAACGUUACGGCUGUUGGCGAAAAAUAAGAACAAUUAACACAUUGAGAUAUACCAACUCAAUAGGUGAUGCUCAACCGUGUGUACUAUAUGAAAUGAAUGAAAAACAGAACAAUUUAUUGAUCAAUAAUGCUGAUUUACCAAUUAUGAAAAAAAUUUAUGAAUUCUAUAACGCUCCGGUGACAAAAUUUUUUCAAGAUUUAAUAUUUUUUCUAUUAUUCCUAGCCCACUUUACCUAUGUUAUUCUAAUCCGUACACCGCCUAAACCAUCGGUAGUAGAAUGGUUAAUAAUGUGUUAUUUAUCCACUAUGGCAUUAGAUCAAAUUCGUGAAAUUCUAACAAUGAAUGCAACUCCAUGGAGAAUUCGUUUGAGGGUUUAUUUUAUUGAUUAUUUACAUUUGUAUGAUACAUUUGGUAUUUUGAUAUUUGCAUUAGCAUUUAGUUUACGUCUGACAGUUGAUCUACGUGUUAUUGGACGAUUAUUACUUUGCGUUAAUUUGAGUUAUUGGUAUUUGAGAAUGUUUCAUUUUCUCGUUGUUUCAAAAGAAGUUGGUCCUUAUAUUCAUAUAGCCGCAAGAAAUAUUAUUGAUCUGUUACGUUUAAUUGUAAUUGUUAUUAUUGUAUUAAUGUCAUUUGGUGUUUCGAGACAAGCCAUAAAAUAUCCUAAUGAAGGAUUCACUUGGCAUUUAGUGAAAGAAAUAUUUCUAGAACCGUAUUUUAUGAUUUAUGGAGAAGUAUAUGCAGACAAAAUUGAUGCACCAUGCAAUCGCACUGAUGAUCCGUCCAAUCCAUCGUGCAUGCCGGGACAUUGGAUUACACCAAUCACAAUGACUGUAUUUUUACUCGUUUGUAAUAUUCUACUAUUAUCAAUGUUAAUGGCAAAAUUUAAUGCUACAUUUUUAAGAUUAAGUCGAUUAUCCGAUCAGGUGUGGAAGUUUCAACGUUAUCAUACUGUUAUGCAAUAUGAAUCUAAGCCAAAACUUGCUCCGCCUAUUAUCAUCUUUUCACACAUUUAUUUACUAGUUGAAACACUUUAUCAGUUAUUUUUAAAUGCCGACGAUAUUGAAAAACUACGCGACUUUGAAGAAGAAUGUGUACAUGAAUAUUUGACUUUGAAAGAAGAACGAGAGAAAGGCACUGUCGAAGAAAAAAUGUCAUUUACUAUCGAUAAAGUCUCAAAUAUGCUAACUCGAGUUGAUACAAUAAAACAAAGUGAAACACAACAAACUUCGUAUUUACAAAGUUUUGAUGAACGCUUACAACGUUUAGAAGACAUACAUACUUCAACCUUGACUUUGCUUCAAACAUUGAUUCAAAAUUUGAAUCAAAAUCAACGACCAUUGUCGCCUACAACACCAACACGGAUUUUACAAUCGCCCUCAUUACAGAGCAUUUAUCCAGAACAAUCAGCAAUAGAUGAUCUCAAAUUUGAGCCUGCUUCAUCAUCUGUAUCAUUGAAUAACAAUCAAACUACAUCAGAAGAAAAAGCGCAAGCAUUAUCUCGACAUCAUGCAGCUCAAGGCAGAAGUUUCAGUUUAGCUCCGCGCUUAGAUCCAGAAACACAAACUGAUCUUUUAGCGGCAUCAAGCUCGUGUAAUUUAUUCAAUAAAAAUGCAUCGAUAGCAUAUUCUCCACCAACUCCUGCUGUUAUCACCACUACACAACACGAUGAAAUAAUCAGUAUCGUUCGAAAUCCACUAUUCUUAUCUAUGGAUAAAACAGUAUUAAUGGUUCAACAUUCUUCAUCACAUCAAGAUGAACAAAAUCCACAAGACGAAAAAUUAUAUGAAGCGGAAGAAACAGAGCAUAAUAUUAUUGGAAAAUUAAUUAAAGAACGUGUCCGCACAUUAUCUACUGCCGUGGAAGAAAUUGAGCGUACUCUCGAACGUGUUCCGCGUCGCAAUAAUGAUGAAAUUACUGAAACAAGUAGUAAUAAUACAGAAGAUUAUUUGGGUGAAGAAGAAUUGUUACCGUCGAUCAUUGAUUGGAAUAAAGCAGCAAGUGGAAUGGUAACACCAUCACAAAGCGAAAUUCAACAUCACCAUCAAGGAGAUGAUUUAUUUAAUCCAACAUCUAACAAUAACGGUGAAUAUAUACUGCAGAUGGAUGAAUUAAAUAGUGUACAUUCUGCAGUUGAAGUUACCUCACUUUCGACAUCAUUAACACAACAACAAGACAAUCCAUGA
Molecule: messenger RNA, 4965 nt
Organism: Didymodactylos carnosus
Lineage: Eukaryota; Metazoa; Rotifera; Eurotatoria; Philodinida; Philodinidae
Source: the annotation of a GenBank genome assembly